This is a messenger RNA of Hippocampus comes (tiger tail seahorse), 2180 nucleotides long. RefSeq names its product transcriptional adaptor 1 (gene tada1). Gene Ontology annotation, cellular component: SAGA complex. NCBI's taxonomy places the organism in Eukaryota, Metazoa, Chordata, Actinopteri, Syngnathiformes, Syngnathidae. The coding region runs from base 27 to 1058 and encodes 343 amino acids. The record is from RefSeq and is a predicted model, not a curated record. Gene Ontology annotation, molecular function: transcription coactivator activity. The transcript is spliced from 8 exons. Gene Ontology annotation, biological process: regulation of transcription by RNA polymerase II.
GACCCACCCAAAAGGGUCGCUGGGUGAUGACGCAUUUGUAUGGCUCCUUGUACGCUAUGGCAUCUCAUGCUAGCGAGCUUGAAAUCGCGAAGAAGAAUUUAACUGAUGCAAUUGGCGAUAAUGUAAAACAUUACUGGGCAAACCUGAAACUGUGGUUCAAGCAGAAGAUCAGCAAGGAAGAGUUUGAUAUUGAGGCACGACGUCUGUUGGCACAGGAAAAUGUCCAUGUUCACAAUGACUUCCUCUUGGCAAUUCUGACACGCUGCCAGAUCAUUGUCUCCACUCCUGAGGGCGUUGGGCAGUUACAGUGGCAAGGUGGCUCUGCUUCUAAGCCAGGCAAACCUAAAGGAAAGAAGAAAUGUUCCUCUAGACAGAAAUUUGACCAUCGUUUCCAGCCUCACAACCCUCUGAGCGCCGCACAGCCAUUCAGCCCACGGGAUGCGGUUGGUGAGGAUGAGGAACUCCGACUCAGUGCUCACACUUGGCUGUUGCCCACACGGGGUCAACUGGAGGCCCGCAUGAUGGUGACAGCCUUUGAGCUGGGUCUGGAUAAUAUCACGGAGGAUGCAGUCAGCGCAAUGACCUGUGCUGUGGAGCACCAUUUGAAAGACGUUUUGACCGCUGUGAUUUCCCGAAGGAAAGCAUAUCGCUUACGGGACGGCCAUUUUCCUUAUGCUUUUGGCAGUGAUGUCACACCGCAGCCUUAUCUGAAGAACAGCCUUGCUGCCUAUCACAGCGUCACGGAAUGCCCCCUUCCAAGUGCUUCUCUCCCCGCUGGCCCGCCGUCUCAAAUCUCGCCAGAUGAGGCAGAGCAGCAAGCCGUUCACUUGUUAGCUUGCUCUGCCGCCAGCCUCCACACGGCCCUCCCACCCGUCACCAUGUUUGACCUCCUGGAGGCCUUACAGGUUCACCACAGGGUGAUGCCCUCGCACACCAUGUAUGCUCUGAACAUGGAGCGCAUCCUGUCACGGCUCUGGCAUCCCAGCCAUGAAGAACUCGAGCAGGACCACGUGCACAGGCAGCGACUUGCCGCCAAAGACGGUGUGCUCAUCAGCUGAGAUAACCACACAAUCCACGGACUCGGUAGUGAAAGAUGAACUUAGCUCUCGGGUGGAAAUGGACGGGAAGUCUUAUGUCCAAGGAAUGCCUCCUAUGUGGGAAACCUGCACUUAUGUUGUACAAAAAUAGGAUCAAUGGACCACGAUGCAAUAAAGCAAUUGGAUGGUGGACACGUGACUGUGUCAGCCUGGUGCUGGCAGAUUUUCACUCUGCUCCACCAGCCUUUUUUGGCAACCAAUUGCCACCUAGAGUUGCAGUUCUAUAGUCAGACUGGAGUUGAAAGUGUUUACUUUUAGAAUUUAGCAGCUUCUUUUGAGGUUGGGCAGUGGUCAUUUUUCAGGGCUGAGGAGCCGAUGACACAUAUGCGCAUUUGAUGCCCACUGUGGUACAAGUAUAAUUUGAGGAGCGCUAUUUUACAAGUCCAAAAUGUAACCUACAAAUGCUCCCACACUAAAUUAUAGCAUUUGUUUUGUGCAUUUGACUUGUGUCUUACUUCAAUGAAAGAUUACCCUUGGAUGACUCUUUACAAAAAAAAGAAAAAAAAAUCUCUCAAAAGGGGCAAGGUUCCAAUACCACUUUGAUUGUCAUUUGCGAUACUAAAAGGUAUUAAUCAGCAGAAUUCAAAUGGAUGUCACACUGUGAAGAAAAUCGAAACAUCAAACAAUAUUUUGUACUUGAACCAAAAAAAUUAUACUUGGAAAAAAGAUGUGGCCAAAGUUUGAGGACUUAUACAUAAAUAAACAGUGUUGUGAAGAAAGACUGAUUAGCCAAAUCCACAUGCCAACAUAAAUUAACUAAAAGCACAGUUCACCUGAUCCUUUUAAGAGCUGCCACUCAAAUGCAGUCCUUAUAGCGUGUUUGCAUGUCUGCAUGUGCUUCUGAAAAGGGCCCAGACUCUGCUGCUUUCCCUAUCUCGCCUCUUCUCAAUGUAUUUUGCAAGUUUUCUGAAAAUAUAUACAGUUUGAUUUCGGUGACCAAGUAGGUGGCCUGAUGUGUGUGCAUGGCGCUUCAGCAGUAUGUUAUGCAGUGCCAAUGAUGUUAUUUUUUUAAUAUUUCUUUGGUCCAAAACUUAUUUUUUAUCAUUAGUUGUAUGUGCAAGGAAUAAAACCGAGGUCAGUUUA